Molecule: messenger RNA, 1692 nt
Organism: Pleurotus ostreatus (oyster mushroom)
Lineage: Eukaryota; Fungi; Basidiomycota; Agaricomycetes; Agaricales; Pleurotaceae
Gene: FOL1
Product: trifunctional dihydropteroate synthetase
Exons: 5
Coding region: 1-1692 (563 amino acids)
Biological process (GO): tetrahydrofolate biosynthetic process
Cellular component (GO): mitochondrial envelope
Molecular function (GO): 2-amino-4-hydroxy-6-hydroxymethyldihydropteridine diphosphokinase activity; dihydropteroate synthase activity
Source: RefSeq, a predicted model, not a curated record
AUGUUGGCGGAUUCUAGCGCUUCUACCCUUAUCGAAAACCCGCGGCAGUUCACUGACUCGUGGAACCACGUAGUAGCCCUCGCGAUCGGAUCCAAUAUAGGUGACAGCUGCCGCAACAUCGAAUACGCCCUCCGUCUCCUCGAGGACCCUUCAUCGCAUCUCCAAUCUGGAGAAACUGGAGCCCCGAAUGUGCCCCCGCACCUAGUAGUUACUGACACUAGCUUCAUGUACCAGAGCGCGCCGAUGUAUGUCACCGAUCAACCUCCUUUCUUUAACUGCGCAUGCAUAGUAGAGACUAACGUACGGCCGCUCGCGCUUCUGAGGGUGCUCAAGGGCAUCGAAGAGACCGUUGGGCGCGUCCCGUCGAUCCGCAACGGCCCUAGGGCGAUCGAUUUAGAUAUCAUCCUAUAUGAUGAUUCUGUGCUCGACACUAGACCGCUGGCAGAACGCACGACCUUAGAUAACCUCCAUGGUCAAUUGGUCGUCCCUCAUCCUCGGCUGUGCGAGAGGGAGUUCGUUCUUCGGCCUCUGUUUGACAUGAUCCCGGACUACAUACAUCCUGUGCAGCGCAAAACUAUACGGGCAUUGCUAGAGUUUCUUCCAUUGAGCGAUCCCCCGAUGGAAAGGGUUAUUCCUUUUCCGAAGUACCCCUCUUCCGGCGAUACAUCCAACAAAAUGCUCUCCGGCGUACCUUCGACAUCUACACGCUGGACAUACCCCAUCCCCACUCAACCAGCUCCAUCAAACCCCAAACCACGCAAGACACACGUUAUGGCCACCCUCAACACAACCCCCGACUCAUUCUCCGACGGCUCCGACCACACCGCCCCCCUCUCCGCGAUCGCAUACGUCGAAUCAUCCGUCGCAGCGGGCGCCAGUAUCAUCGACAUCGGGGGCUACUCCACUAAACCCGGGGCCGCUUUCGUUUCCCCCGAAGAAGAAACAUCUCGCGUCGUCCCGGCAGUGGAACAAAUCCGUGGGCAUCCGGACGCUAGUGCGAGGCAAGUGCUGAUUAGUGUGGAUACGUUUCGGCCUGAGGUGGCGAAAGCUGCUGUUUCUGCGGGUGCGAAUUGUAUCAACGAUGUGCAUGCGUUUUCCGGGCCAAAUUCGUAUCCACUGAACUUGGCGAAUGAGAACAUGACGCAGAUGAUAGAGGUAGCGAAGGAUCUGGCUGUGCCCGUUGUUCUUAUGCAUUCGCGGGGCGAUGCCGGGAAGAACAAGGAUUACAGAGAAUAUAGCUAUGCGGGAGAGAACGAGGCGCCUGUGCUGGAAGGCGUGAAGGUCGAACUGGGAGAGAAAGUAGAAUAUCUGGUCAAGCACGGCAUUCGGCGGUGGUUCGUGAUCGUGGAUCCAGGGAUCGGCUUCAGCAAGACCGUCGAAGGAAACCUUGAGCUACUGAGAAAUGCAGGGCGCCUCGUGUCAGACGCAGAAAUUGGAUCUGAGCACCUGAACACUAAGCGGCGGAAUCCGUUGUUUGGGUACCCUAUCCUUAUUGGUGCGUCGAGGAAAUCGUUCUUGGGGGAAAUUUUAUCGCGAGGGGAAAAUGGAAGGAAGACUACACCGAAGGAACGAGGAUGGGCAACGGCGGCGGCGGUUGCAUGUGCUGUACAACAGAAAUCACUGGUGGUCCGGGUCCAUGACACAAGGGAAAUGAGCGACGUUGUGCAGGUUUCUGGGGCAAUAUGGUCUUGA